AACAUGGCUGACUCUUCGAUGUUGUUAGCACUCGUUCUACAGCUCUUGUUCGUCUGCCUCAUCGCACUUUUCCUUGGAUUCACGCUGUAUAUUUAUUACAUGCACUACAAACUUAGUCAUAUUCCUGGUCCACCUCGAGGCAACUUUUUCUUUGGAAAUUUACUGGAGAUUCGUCGUAGGAGACUUGUCGAGGGAAAGAAUAUACAUCAAACUCUAGCCGAUUGGUCGACCGAAUAUCGCCCUGUAUUCGUCAUAUGGUUCUUUCACGUCCCUUUGACGGUUGUCAGCGAUGCCGAUGUUGUUCGUGAUGUGCUUGUCGUGAAGAACCUCCCCAAGGAUCAUUUUGGUUAUGCGAGGUUUCAGUUUGUGUACGGGCAACGCUUUCUUGGAUAUGGCCUUUUCACCGACCUGAACCGUCUGACUUGGGAGGCUAAGCGACGCACGUUCACGCCGUUGUUCCAUCAAAAGAAAGUUUAUGAGGCGUUCCCAACAUUAAACGCUUGCUGCGAGAAUUUUCUCGAAAGACUGGAAACGUAUGCUGAUGGUAAAACCGAGAUUUCCUUAGCUGAUGAAUUCCUGUUGGUUACCCUAGAGACAAUCCUGAAGUGGUCAUGUGAUUUGGAAAUGAAGAACGAUGAAGAUCGGCUUGCGUUUGAGGUGAACUUCAAAAAUGCGUUGAGAGGUAUUUCGUUAAGUUUCCAAAGUCCAGCAACCAAGUACAACCUGUGGUCAAGUCUGAAACUAAAGUGCACGGAGGGGGCACGUCUCACAAGAGAAACUGCAAAAUCUGUCGUAGAAAUGCGACAGAGGGAUAUAGACGCUGGUAACCAGACCCCGGAAGAUGCACUGUCGUACGUGUUCAAAUUAAAAGAAACCUUGCCUAAUUGGAAUAUUGAAGAUCUUGUGGAUAUGCUGGUAACCGUUGUAUUCGGAGGAAUGGACACUACAGGGAACAAUCUUUGUUUCACUGCCCUGUCUAUUGGCUUAAACCCGGACGUCGAAAAAAGGCUUAGGAAGGAAAUAGACAGUACAUUUGGUGAAGGCGAAGAGAUCAGAGCACAGGAUAUCAUGUCAAUGUCGUAUCUCACUCAGGUGGUGAAAGAAUCACUCCGUCUUCAUCCUCCAACACCUGCAUUGACUAGAAGAACCGAAAAAGAUACCGUGAUUGGUGGCAUUAUGAUACCCGGAGAUACGCCAAUCAUGGUGAAUCCAUAUGUUAUCCAGACACACCCCGAUUAUUGGGAAGAUCCGAGCGAGUUCAAACCCGAGAGAUUCUCUUCGGAUGCGAAGCUCUAUCCGCACGCGUACUUCCCGUUUUCACUUGGCCCACGGCGCUGCAUCGCAUCGCAACUUGCAGACUUACAAGUAAAGUUGGUUAUUGCUCGUUUGUUGAAGAGAUUUAAAUUCGAAUUGUUGCCAGGUCAAACCUUGGAAAUAGCUGAGAACAUUUCGUUCGGUCCAAUCGGAACCGUUCGAUGUAAGCUCAGUCUAGUCUAGGCAGCGGAACGUCGAAUGCAUGCAGCACAAAUUGCAAUUUGAAGUGAUUGUAGCCUUGUAGGUUGAUAACUUGACGCUAUCACAUUACAAAGCAGUUGCCUAUAGUUUUGUACUAAUUAUAUCUAAAUUGAAAUG
Messenger RNA from Dendronephthya gigantea, 1632 nucleotides. RefSeq names its product cholesterol 24-hydroxylase-like. The record is from RefSeq and is a predicted model, not a curated record. Gene Ontology annotation, biological process: cholesterol catabolic process. Bases 4 to 1497 code for a protein of 497 amino acids. The transcript is spliced from 4 exons. Lineage: Eukaryota; Metazoa; Cnidaria; Anthozoa; Malacalcyonacea; Nephtheidae. Gene Ontology annotation, molecular function: cholesterol 24-hydroxylase activity; heme binding; iron ion binding.